Molecule: messenger RNA, 5076 nt
Organism: Colletes gigas
Lineage: Eukaryota; Metazoa; Arthropoda; Insecta; Hymenoptera; Colletidae
Product: mitogen-activated protein kinase kinase kinase 10-like
Exons: 15
Coding region: 781-4368 (1195 amino acids)
Biological process (GO): protein phosphorylation
Molecular function (GO): protein binding; ATP binding; JUN kinase kinase kinase activity
Source: RefSeq, a predicted model, not a curated record
AACAUGGCGUCCGUUAGGUUAUUGCUAUGAGUGCUGCUCCGUUUUCUAUCAUUAAAUGUGGAAUCAUCGUGCGGUUUGCGGGCUGACGCGAAGCGUCGUGUCCUCCGGGAGGCGAACACGUCGCUUUCAACCCUGCACGACCCGCGUACAUUGCUUCUAGUCCCGAUUUAAUGAGGAGAAUCAGCCUCGUCAACAGUGGCUUGUGGGUAUACACACCCCGACGCGAGACUCCAAAGUGGUUUUACGGCAUAUCGAGCUUUUUUCUACUCUUCUAAAAUUUUACCCUCUAGUGAUCUUUAUAGGAUUACGAUCCUCGACGAAAGAUCACGAAAUCCUCACGCAUUGCUCCCGGACUCGCGAAUCAAAAUGCCGGUCACUGUUAAAGUGUUUUUAUGCAUGGGGUGUUAGUGGUGGUGAUCACCUCCUGUCACCCCACAUUUUUUACGCGAAACGUGUGCGUACAUUUAAAUUAUCGUUGAAAUGUCAAGUAAAAUUACUUUACGUUCGCGUAUCAAUAAUGGUUUUGAGAGACACGUGUAAAAAUAAUGUGAAAUGUGCAAGGAUUUGUGGACAGUGUUAAAAAAUAAUAGCAGGUGGAUAUAGAGCUUCUGUUGAUUCUUGUACAUGUAUUUUUAUCAUCUUUCAAGAGGAACUAACAACACAGCUAAAGCAUUCUAUGUUAUUACUUGCAAUUUUACCAACACAAUAUUGCACAAAAGCUACAAGACAAAGAAGGUGUAAUUUCCAGAAAGGUGAAGAAUACAGAGAGUGUCAGGCCUUAUGCCGCCAGCCGGGCUAUCGGCAAGAGGCUUGUCUACCUUGAUGGACCACGGACAACCGGAUGCUCGUCAUCGGAGCGAGCGGUUUCUACUUCAUCCAGAGAAUGGCUCCUCUAAUUCUCAUAGUCCUAACACAGCCAACUCAUCUCCACGAUAUCAACAUAAUAAUAGAACAAAUAAUCAUUCCACGAGUUACGGAUAUUUGUAUGGACGUACAUCUAGCAACAAUAUGUCUGAUAGCAGUGUUUCUGAUACACAUAGUGGCGGUACAGCAAGAACUGUUUCUCAACAGACUAGUCCUUCCCAUGGUACACAUUCCUCUUCUCAAUCACGGCAGGACAAUAGUUCUGCAAUUUUUACAGCAUUAUUCGAUUAUGUUGCCCAAGGCGAGGAUGAGCUAUCCUUGCAAAGAGGCGAAACAGUCGAGGUCCUGUCAAAGGAUUCAAAAAUCUCAGGUGACGAGGGAUGGUGGACUGGAAAAAUCCAUGGAAAAGUUGGUAUUUUUCCAGCCAAUUUUGUUGCAGAAGCAGAUAGUAUUGAUAGGGUCUCAUCGGUGAUCGAUAAAGUUCAACCUGUUGAAAUUGAUUUUGAAGAGUUGCAAUUAGAAGAAGUGAUAGGGGUUGGUGGGUUUGGGAAAGUUUACAGAGGAUUCUGGCAGAAACACGAAGUAGCCGUUAAAGCAGCCCGUCAAGAUCCAGAUGAAGAUCCAAGUGUUACGUUAGAAAAUGUUCAACAAGAAGCAAAGUUAUUUUGGUUACUGAAACAUGAGAACAUUGUGCAGUUAGAAGGUGUUUGUUUAAAAAUGCCAAAUAUGUGUCUCGUAAUGGAAUAUGCGCGAGGAGGUAGUUUGAAUAGGGUUCUUAGUGGUAGAAAAAUCAGGCCUGACGUACUUGUUGAUUGGGCAAUUCAGAUUGCUCGUGGCAUGGACUACCUUCAUAAUAAAGCUCCUAUAAGUCUUAUUCACAGGGACUUGAAAAGCUCUAAUGUGCUAUUAAGCGAGCCUAUAGAAAAUGAUGAUCUACAAUAUAAAACAUUGAAGAUAACUGAUUUUGGAUUAGCAAGGGAAGUUUAUAAGACAACUCGCAUGUCAGCAGCAGGCACAUAUGCUUGGAUGGCACCAGAGGUUAUUAAAAAGAGUACUUUCAGUAAAGCCAGUGAUGUUUGGAGCUAUGGCGUUCUUUUGUGGGAACUUCUAACUGGUGAAACUCCUUAUAAAGGAAUAGAUGCUUUGGCAGUAGCAUAUGGUGUUGCAGUAAAUAAACUUACAUUGCCUAUUCCAACGACUUGUCCUCAGCCUUGGAGGUUUUUAAUGGAAGCUUGCUGGGCAUCGGAUAGUCAUUCAAGACCAGGGUUUGCCGAAAUCCUGGUAGCACUGGAUGAAGUACGUAGUGCAUUUGCAGCAACGCCACACGAGUCAUUUCACACAAUGCAAGAAGACUGGAGACUUGAAAUUGAACAAGUUCUUCAUGGAUUGCGCAUGAAGGAAAAGGCAUGCCGUUCCUUAGAAGAGGAAUUGCGCUGUAGAGAGGAAGAAUUAACGAAAGCACAAGUACAACAACGACAACACGAAGAAAACUUGAGGCAACGAGAACAAGAAUUAGCAGCCCGAGAAAUAGACUUAUUAGAACGUGAACUCACUGUAAUGAUAAUUCAGCAACAAAAUACUCCUACACCAAACAAAAGGCGCGGAAAGUUCAAGAAAUCAAGAUUAAAACUGAAUAAAAAAGAACCUGGAAGUAACAUUAGUGCUCCUUCUGAUUUUCGUCAUACAAUAACUGUUCAACACACGGCAUUAGAUCGGGGGAAAGUACGAAAUCCAUCGAGACCUAACAGUCCACCAGGCUCGCCUAGUAUUCCAAGACUUCGUGCAAUUGCAUUACCAGCAGAUGGAGUAAAGGGUAAGACUUGGGGACCAUCGACACUUCACCAACGUGAACGUGGGGCUAUUAUCACACAGCCACCAAAUCCUGCGUCUCCAGGUGGCAAGCGGUGGUCUCGUUCUGCUCCAGAUCUUGAAAAGACACCCCUGCGUACCGCCCUGUUGGCAAGUGUACACCGCUCCCCGCUUCUUCAAGAAAUAGGCCUUUCUGAGGAAAGCAUCUAUCACACUCAUUAUACAGCUUUACCACCUGAUCUGUCGACUGAUUGGGUAACUUCGGAUUAUUCUUUGAAACCUGGAUUAACUGGACCUUACAUCAUGCCAAUGCCUGUUCCAAUGCCCACUCUCUACAAUGGAGAAAUGAAAAAACCAAAGUUAAGCAUAAUAGAGCUGGUUUUGUAUAAUAUCGCAGCCAUGCUAGCUGGAGUAGCUACUGGAUAUGAUGUACGAAUGUCAAACAUAUCUCCGAUUCAUCCAAGAUUGUAUCCACGGCAUGGUGAAGGUGAGGAUGAAUCUCCACGAUGGUGGUUUCAAGCAGACACUGGAUCAAAUCGUAAUUCUGGUUAUCUUGGGCCUGACUAUGAGUUCAGUUCGAGUAGCGGUUAUCCUCAUAAUACCUAUCAUGGACCAGCCAGACAUUAUAGACCAUUCUUAAGUAACAUGGGCGGCAUAGCACCUGGUCUUCCUCCGAGUGUGAUGCCUGACAAACCCUUGAGAUUCACGGAUUCACCUCAACAUUAUGCAAGCAGCACAGGUUCUAAUGCACCAACGCCAAGCCCUAGAAGAAAGAGUAGUAGCACUAGUAACGAAGAUGUAUACACACAUGAUGCAGGAGGACGGGUUGAUCGAAUGGAAAGAGUACCAACGAUAUACAUGGGAAAUGUUGCCCCUUUUCCAGACUAUGGACCCCCGUUAUAUACGGUUGUUCCACCAGAAUAUUAUAGACCACCAGAACCAACAUAUUUUGUACCUACAGAUUACCAUGAUAGAAUGCUUGAGUGCCCCGAAUUUCCACACGCUUAUGACAAUCCGAGCAGCAUAAAUAGUCCAGCUCGUCCUGUGUCAAGACUUCCUCCAUAUACUCAUCAUCGUACCUCGUCAAAUGUUUCAAAUGCAAGCACAUCGAGUCAAAGUAACAUUAAUCCAACGUUUCGUUUAGAAGAUGAGGACGAUUAUUCUUUGUAUUCGCCUGGACAUUAUUAUCAACGAUCUUCAAACGUAAUUUCGAAUGCAGGAACGUAUAGUUCUAGUAUGCUUAAUCACGAAUAUAGUUCACAAUUAUUGACGCGUCAAAACUCACAUGAUUCAAAUUCAAACUCGGGAGAAAGACCAAGCAAUUUAGAAGUGGUCAGUCGGUUACGAUCAAGUUUAAAACGAUCCAAUUAUUCAUAUAAUUCUCCAAAUAAAAGUGUAAGCAAAAAUAAUUCGGGUUCAGGCACGCCAACGAAUCCUACUCCACCAGAUUCUUUAACAUCCGAGGAUUCAAGCUACGUUUCGGCUAAAGAUAGUCAGAUUUCUAUAAGCAGGGUUCGAUUUUCACCUGUAACUUUCGACCGUGAUGGAGUUUCACGUGAACAUAGAGAGACAUUACUUGAUAUUCCUGUACAUGGACAAAACCAAGAUGUUACCGUACCCUUACAAGCUAAUCGACGAAUGAACAGAAGUAGGAAACCAAGUAUUUCUGAAUUAGAGAGAGAAUUUUUAUCAUAGCAUUGGCUCAUUUAAAAUGAUAAAAAUAUAAUCUUGAAAGUAACACUUAAUUAGAAUCAUACGAAUUAAAGAGUAUCUGAUGCGGCAAAAGUUUAUCAAAUCAUUAUGACUAGAGAAUUCUGCGAUAGCGCGCGCGUUCUCAAAACACUGCCUCCUGCAGAACAUUUUUUCAUGUAUUAAUGCAGGUCAUCGAAUACAGUAAGAAUUUAACAUUCCACAUUUGGAAUAUUGAGACAUCCUUGUAAAAGACUCUUAUAUUCGAUCAGACUGUUUUUAAUUCGAUAAAGAACUGGUAUGUCUCAUGUAUGUUUUGUAGAAAUAGUAUGAAUGUCAGGAUUGUAAUUCUUGCAUUGCGCAUUCAACAUUAUCUAAUGAUAUUUGAAUUGUACGUAUUAGAAAUAUUUUAUUCAUACAUUCCGCACAUCCUGCAUCUACUGCUGGCAUUGAGCAUGUAAAUAUUGUGUAUUUCUAUUAUUCACAUGAGCACUUCAACCAUUUGAAAGAGAAUGAAUGCCUUAAUUUAACUGUUUUGGAAGCGAACAUAUAUAAAACAGUAUUAUGUUCUAUUAUACUCGUCUUGUUAUAUUAUACAGAUUCGUUGAAGAUGAUAUUAACUCCUUUUUCUGAAUAUUGAGAAAUUGUAUCCACUUGUUUCUAUCCAAUGCCACAUUAGAGAAAUGAGAUUUUAUUGUUCCUUUAAUCAUACAA